GCGCGGGCGGCAGGCGCUGCCAGUGCGGACCUGGUGGCGGUGACAGGUGGCGCGCCUCCGGCUCCACCAUGGAGCCCGCCGUGUCUCUGGCCGUGUGCGCGCUGCUCUUCCUGCUCUGGAUCCGCGUGAAAGGGCUGGAGUUCGUGAUCAUCCACCAGCGCUGGGUGUUCGUGUGCCUCUUCCUGCUGCCGCUCUCGCUCAUCUUCGACAUCUACUACUACGUGCGUGCCUGGGUGGUGUUCAAGCUCAACAGCGCGCCGCGGCUGCACGAGCAGCGCGUGCGGAACAUCCAGAAGCAGGUGCGGGAAUGGAAGGAGCAGGGCAGCAAGACCUUCAUGUGCACGGGGCGCCCGGGCUGGCUCACCGUCUCGCUGCGGGUUGGGAAGUACAAGAAGACUCAUAAAAACAUCAUGAUCAACCUGAUGGACAUUCUGGAGGUGGACACCAAGAAACAGAUUGUCCGUGUGGAGCCCUUGGUGACCAUGGGUCAGGUGACCGCCCUGCUGAACUCCAUCGGCUGGACUCUGCCUGUGUUGCCUGAGCUCGAUGACCUUACAGUGGGGGGCUUGAUCAUGGGCACGGGCAUCGAGUCUUCAUCCCACAAGUACGGCCUGUUCCAGCACAUCUGCACUGCCUAUGAGCUGGUCCUGGCUGAUGGCAGCUUUGUGCGAUGCACACCGUCAGAAAACUCUGACCUGUUCUACGCCGUGCCCUGGUCCUGUGGGACCCUGGGCUUCCUGGUGGCCGCAGAGAUCCGAAUCAUCCCCGCCAAGAAGUAUGUGAAGCUGCGGUUUGAGCCGGUGCGGGGCCUGGAGGCCAUCUGCGACAAGUUCGCCCUUGAGGCGCAGCGGCCGGAGAACGACUUCGUGGAGGGGCUGCUGUACUCCCUGGAGGAGGCCGUCAUCAUGACGGGGUUGAUGACGGACAAGGCAGAGCCCAGCAAGCUGAAUAGCAUUGGCAAUUACUACAAGCCGUGGUUCUUCAAGCACGUGGAGAACUACCUGAAGACAAACCAAGAGGGCCUGGAGUACAUUCCCCUGAGACACUACUACCACCGGCACACACGUAGCAUCUUCUGGGAGCUCCAGGACAUCAUCCCCUUCGGCAACAACCCCGUCUUCCGCUACUUCUUUGGCUGGAUGGUGCCUCCCAAGAUCUCCCUCCUGAAGCUGACCCAGGGCGAGACUCUGCGCAAGCUGUACGAGCAGCACCACGUGGUGCAGGACAUGCUGGUGCCCAUGAAGUGCCUGCAGCAGGCCCUGCACACCUUCCAAAACGACAUCCACGUCUACCCCAUCUGGCUGUGCCCGUUCAUCCUGCCCAGCCAGCCGGGCCUGGUGCACCCCAAGGGGGACGAGACCGAACUCUACAUCGACAUUGGAGCGUAUGGGGAGCCGCGCGUGAAACACUUUGAAGCCAGGUCCUGCAUGAGGCAGCUGGAGAAGUUCGUGCGAAGCGUGCAUGGGUUCCAGAUGCUCUAUGCCGACUGCUACAUGAACCGGGAGGAGUUCUGGGAGAUGUUUGAUGGCUCCCUGUACCACAAGCUGCGCAAGCAGCUCGGUUGCGAGGAUGCCUUCCCGGAGGUGUACGACAAGAUCUGCAAGGCUGCCAGGCACUGAGCCGGAGCCUGCCAGGAGACCUGUCCCCAGGGCUGGGGAGCGUCUUCCCUUCAUGCAAGCUUGGCUGCUCUCCCAGAUCCAUAUUUCAGAAAGAAACCCCUCCAGAAAUCCCACCCAGACAGCCCCUACGGCUUGCUCCCAGCUUCUAGGGGCAGCCUAGUGGAGUGGAAAGGACGUGGGACUUGGAGUCAGACAAACCUGAGUUCAGUUCCCAGUUCAGCCACUCAGUAGCUGUGUGCCUCUGGGCAAGUCACUCAACCCUUCUGAGCCCAGCUCUUCAUCUGUUGAAAGGGGAUAACAGUAUCUUCCUGCAGGCUGUCAUCAUCCAAGUCCGGGGCCUGUCACACUGGAGAUGCUGGAUGAGCAGGAGCUAUCAUUGUUGCUGCUCGUUCAGCAUCACAGCUGACUGAGUGCUCUGGAUUCAGCACUUGAGGCCAAGGAGCCUCCGCGGUACGUCACCUGGGCACAGGUUUGCUGGAAUGAUGAAGGGGACGCCCCAGAGCUGCACUGCCACUGCUGCAGGCAGCCAGAAGAGCUCUCAGAGGACGGCCUUCCUCUCCGUCCCUGGGUCUCAGGAGGGCACAGGUGGGGCAGGCAGGCCCAAGAUGAGCUGUGCCAAAGCCAGGUCCAAAGUUCUCUCUGCCGUCCUUGGUGACGUCCUGCCCCUUCCUCCCUCAACUCAGGCCUGCAGUCUUCCCCCCUAGCCAUUGCCCAAGUCUACUCAGGACCAUGCCCUUGGAGAAGACAUUUCAGGGCUGAAUCCUGUCCCGGCCUGGGCCUGGGACACCUGCCCAGGUGGAGUGAGUGGUUUCUGCCCUGAAUUGGAUCCAGAGGACCUGGGCUCAUUCUUAGCUCUCCAACCCCUCAUGCCUCCUGUCCCCAGAACCCGCUUGGUCGCGGUGGGGGAGCUGUGGAUGGCACCACGCAGGGAAAUGGAGCCCGCCUUUGUCAGGUCUCAUGAGGAUUCUCACUAUGGGGCUGAAAGAGAAGAGCAUCAACUUGAUUUCCUGAACCACUCAUCCCUUUUUUUGUCGCACUUCCCCUGCCCCAGCUGUAGUUAAUUUUAGUGCCUUACAAAUCCUAAGCUCAGAGAAAAGUAAGCGCCAUUUGCAUUGCAGAGGGAAGGGGACCCCCCCAGGUCCUUCCCCACUUAGGAAAGCUUGGCUGUUUAUGCAGCUCCAUCUUAACAACUGCCCAGCCUCAGCUGAAAACCCAGAACCUGAGAAGGAAUUGUGUCAUGUAAGGGAAGCCGGAGUUAAGUGAGCUGUGUCAGCAGUGACAUUCUGAGAGGGAGCAUUGCACCAGGAGUCAGGAGACCUGGUGGCUUUCAGUCCCUGCUCUGUUAACGAGCUGUGCAACCGUGGGCAAGUCACUUGUCUCUCUGAGCUGCAUUUCCUCCUCCAUCACAAGACCUCCCCCAGGCCCUCCUGCUGUAGAAGUGCAUGGCUUCUUAGACACGUGGUUGCAAAUCUUGUGAAAAGCUUCAUUUGUGUCAGAGGAAAAAUAAAUGAUCCAAGUGGA
Molecule: messenger RNA, 3140 nt
Organism: Equus quagga
Lineage: Eukaryota; Metazoa; Chordata; Mammalia; Perissodactyla; Equidae
Gene: DHCR24
Product: 24-dehydrocholesterol reductase
Exons: 9
Coding region: 69-1619 (516 amino acids)
Biological process (GO): steroid metabolic process
Cellular component (GO): membrane; cytoplasm
Molecular function (GO): Delta24(24-1) sterol reductase activity; FAD binding
Source: RefSeq, a predicted model, not a curated record